AAAUGUUAUUCUACUAAAACUACAACGUUUAUCGAAUCUAAUUAUAUCCAGUCAGGAAGUUUAAAGCAAGAACCACAGCUCUCUUCAGCAACAAGUUCAAUUCUUCAAUAAUUCAAACAUAAAAUUUGAAGAAAAUGCCACCCAAGAUGACCGGCAAAGCGCUAAAAAAGUCCGGCAAGGCACAAAAGAACAUAUCGAAAACGGACAAGAAAAAGAGAAGGAAUAAAAGGAAGGAGAGCUACGCUAUCUACAUCUACAAAGUGCUGAAGCAAGUCCACCCAGAUACCGGCAUUUCAAGUAAAGCGAUGUCAAUAAUGAAUUCAUUCGUGAACGACAUUUUCGAACGCAUCGCGGCGGAAGCAUCUCGUCUGUCGCAGUACAACAAGCGGUCUACCAUCACGUCCAGGGAGGUGCAGACGGCAGUAAGACUCCUUCUACCUGGUGAGCUGGCCAAGCAUGCUGUUAGUGAGGGGACCAAAGCGGUUACAAAGUACACCAGCUCUAAGUAAGGUAGAAAGGUACUAAAGGUACCUGUUAGUUGGACAGAGGGCGAUGUGUCCAAGUGUUCGCUGACUCAUCGUGCCUACGUUUUAUACGGCGUAGGAAAUAAUAAGCCGGCAAUGUGCACCAGCACAUUAGGGUACUAACCCUAUUUUAAUAUGAACAUGCGUAUUACGUCUAUAAUUAAUAAAUAAUUAUGUUAUUGUACUAAAAUGUAUGUUAUUGUAUGGGAAAUAUAUGAUUUUUGACUACUGA
This is a messenger RNA of Manduca sexta (tobacco hornworm), 756 nucleotides long. Its product is annotated as histone H2B. Gene Ontology annotation, molecular function: structural constituent of chromatin; DNA binding; protein heterodimerization activity. The record is from RefSeq and is a predicted model, not a curated record. Gene Ontology annotation, cellular component: nucleosome. Lineage: Eukaryota; Metazoa; Arthropoda; Insecta; Lepidoptera; Sphingidae. The transcript has a single exon. Bases 135 to 509 code for a protein of 124 amino acids.